CCCGGCGGCCUCGCCAGCGGAAUUUCGGGCUCGGCCCGGGGGGACGGAUCCGCACCGAGGGGGUCCCCGAGCCCCCUGCCCACCCCUGGGGCCGAUCGGGGGCUCCCCGCACCCAGCAGCCGGUGCUGCGGCGGCCGCGGGGCAGAGGGGUGGGAAAGGGAGCUCCGGGCUGGGAGCGGAGGGAAUGCGGGAGGAAGAGGAGGGACAGGAGGAGAAGGAGGAGGAGCAGCAGGAACAGGAGCAGGAGAAUCCCGCCGCUCGCACCGCUCGCACGCUGGGUCUGCAGCACCCCCUGCCCCGGGAGCAUCGCCCCCAGCCCCGAACCGCAGGAUUUCUCAUUCCCAAACCUUGGCUGGAUGGAGGAGGAGGAGGCUGCGAGGAAGAGGAAGAUGCCCCAGGACACCCAGGCAGAGCAGGAGCUGAGGAUGGAGCCCAGGGAGGACAAAUCCCCACGGCAGAACCUCCUGGAAGAGGCCGUUUUGUGCGGCUCCACGGUGCAGGAACCCAAUAAGGAGGAAAAGCCCCGGAGAUGCCGCAUGAGGAGGGGCUGCAAAUGCAGAUUGCAGGGAUCUGAAGAGGAAAGGCCCAUCCUGGGUCAGGAAGGUGGGCAGAGCUUCAGCCAGAGCUCGGAGCUGGUGGUCCAUGAGCAGCUUCAUGACAGGGAGAGGCCCUACAAGUGCUUGGAGUGUGGGAAGGGCUUCAGGAGGAGUUUCAAUCUGAUCUGCCACCAGAGGAUCCACACUGGGGAAUGGCCCUAUGAGUGCUUGGAAUGUGGGAAGGGCUUCAAGCACAACUCCACCCUUGUCACCCACCGGCGCAUCCACACCGGGGAGAGGCCCUACGAGUGUCCCCAGUGUGGGAAGACCUUCUCAGACUGCUCACUCUUUACCCGACAGCAACAGUGGCACCGGUAAGGGAAGCCCUGCGAGAGCCCCUCCUGCAGGAAGAGCUUCGUGCGCUGCUCCAGCUUCAACUCCCCAUCAGAGGACCCCCACUGGUCAGAGCCCUGGUGACCCACAUUCCCUGUGAUACACAGAGGGAAGUGGCUGCUGUUCCUUUUAUCUUGUCUCUUAUUAUCUUUUAUCUUCCUCCUUCAAAACACAGAAAAUUGGGGUAAAAAUCAACAAAUUUAUCAAAGGCA
Messenger RNA from Vidua chalybeata, 1141 nucleotides. RefSeq names its product zinc finger protein 3-like. Gene Ontology annotation, molecular function: DNA-binding transcription factor activity, RNA polymerase II-specific; RNA polymerase II cis-regulatory region sequence-specific DNA binding. Bases 357 to 914 code for a protein of 185 amino acids. The transcript is spliced from 3 exons. NCBI's taxonomy places the organism in Eukaryota, Metazoa, Chordata, Aves, Passeriformes, Viduidae. Gene Ontology annotation, biological process: regulation of transcription by RNA polymerase II. The record is from RefSeq and is a predicted model, not a curated record.